AUGUCCAAAGUUAAGCGGAUAGCUAUUAUCGGCGCCGGCCCAGCCGGUGCCAUCUCGAUAGACGCCUUUGCCCAAGAACAGGCAUUCGAUGUUAUUCGAGUCUUUGAGAGAAGAGAACGACCGGGCGGCUGUUGGCUGUUCGAUCAAACACCUCCGCCGCCGCUCUCCGAUUUCGAGAAACUUGCUAAGCGCACCGCAGACACGCCGCUGGCUGUACCGAAAUCCUUACCAGCACAGAUUCGACCGCAGAAGAUACACAGGUACGAUGACACGCCUGUGUAUCCGUAUCUUGAAACGAACAUCGAUGCGGCGGUAAUGGAAUUCUCGCAGGAGCCGAUUCCUGCGCAGCGGUCUGAUCGUUCCAUCUCCCUUCACGGGAGUGACACACCUUUCCGCUCGCAUGAGGUGAUCCGGCAGUACAUCGAGGAUCUGAUUAUUAGGAACGGCUAUAAGGACUUUGUGGAGUAUGACACCACGGUAGAGCGUGUUGAAAAGGAUGGAGAUGAAUGGCGGGUCGUGCUUCGGAAGAGUGGAGAAAAGGUGGACUACUGGUGGGAGGAGCGUUUCGACGCUGUUGUUGUAGCAAAUGGGCACUACUCUGUGCCAUACGUUCCCACAAUUCGAGGCCUGAAGGAGUUGGCAGAGCUUUAUCCUGGAUCUGUAGAGCAUAGCAAAGCUUACAGAGGUCGAGAGAAGUACAGAGGCAAGAGGGUUAUUAUCGUCGGCGCGUCUGUGUCUGGAGCUGACGCUGCGGUGGAUGUCCUCGGAGUUGCGCAGCCACCUGUCUUCGCCGCUAUAAAAGGCCAUAAGCCAAAUCUAUAUUUCGGGGACGCGGCUUUCGACCACCCAGAUAUCGUCAAAGUGCCGUCAAUUUCACGCAUAGAUCCGCACAGCAGGUCCGUCUUCUUUGAGGAUGGAACGAUUGUCGAGAACGUGGACCACAUCAUACUUGCAACUGGGUACUCGUGGUCACUACCGUUUCUCCCCAACAUCCCAAUUCGCAACAAUCGUGUACCGGACCUAUUCCUCCACAUUUUCCAUCAAUCAGACCCAACACUGGUAUUCAUCGGCGCAGUAGCAGCUGGUCUGACGUUUAAAGUCUACGAAUGGCAGUCGGUGCUCGCGGCAAGAGUGCUGGCCGGACGAGCAAAGCUGCCUCCGGUUCAAGAACAGGAGUCAUGGGAGGCUGAGAGAAUAAAACAGAAGGGCGAUGGCGUACCCUUUACUGCACUCUGGCCGAAAUUUGAUGAGUACUUCGAGACUGUGCGUGCCCUUGCCGGCGAGCCGGGCGAAGGACGGCCAGGGCGAAGGCUACCGCAAUUCGACCACAAUUGGGUCCGGAUCUUUGUUGAGGGGCAUCAACGCAGAAUUGACAUGUGGAAGAAUGCAAACUCGGAAGCAUGCCAGAGGAAAGAGAAAGCUGCGGCCAAAUUGGCAAGGCUAUAA
Molecule: messenger RNA, 1446 nt
Organism: Diaporthe amygdali
Lineage: Eukaryota; Fungi; Ascomycota; Sordariomycetes; Diaporthales; Diaporthaceae
Exons: 3
Coding region: 1-1446 (481 amino acids)
Molecular function (GO): N,N-dimethylaniline monooxygenase activity; NADP binding; flavin adenine dinucleotide binding
Source: RefSeq, a predicted model, not a curated record